AUGGACCAAAAACCAUUCCCAACCAAUCGUGACAAGGGUCACUACGGUGUGUUUGAAUUGCUACACUUCGACAUAUGCGGGCCAACGGAACAAGUCUCGAUCGGCGGUAGUAGAUACUUGCUGCUUGUGGUCGACGAAGCCAGCGGGUGCUUGAAGAGCUUCUGUCUGCCUUCCAAGUCUGAGAGUGAAGACUGCAUCACGAACCACAUUAUCAAGAUUCAGACCCAGGUCGGCAAGAAGAUCGAGCUCGUUCAGCAUGAUGGAGCGCAUGAGUAUGCGACCAACUCGAUCAAAACCUUCUACGAAGAUCAAGGUAUUAAGCGGCAGGUCACGGUUCCGUAUGCACACCAGACCAUCGGGACCGCAGAACGCGCGAUAAGGACCAUCGUCACGAUCGGACGCAGCUUAUUGCAUCAUGCGAAGCUGGAGAAGUGUUUCUGGGCUAAAGCGGAAAUGACGGCGAUCUACAUCAAGAACCGCCUGCCGUCCCCCAAGAUUGACCACAAGACUCCGUUCUAG
This is a messenger RNA of Peronospora matthiolae, 519 nucleotides long. NCBI's taxonomy places the organism in Eukaryota, Oomycota, Peronosporomycetes, Peronosporales, Peronosporaceae. The record is from the annotation of a GenBank genome assembly.